CUUUAAGGAAAAAUAAAAUACAGGCGUUAAAAUUCAGUUACAACACCAUGGAAGUUUCUCUUUGUGCUCCUCCUUCAAUUACAUCCCCAGUCCCCAUACCCCAAUCAAAACCCACUUUCACAAAGUGUUCAAAUCCAACGGCGAGAUUCAUCUGUACCCAAAGAUGCAAAGCUUUGACAGGAAACAAUCAGCGGCUCACAACCAAGGUUGCUGCUAAUAUUCAGGAUAUUGCAGCCGUAGCUGAUCCUGGCCGUGUAGAUAUUACAUGGCAAAUUGUUGUUGGAGCUGCAGCUGGGGUUACCCCUUUCGUUGUUGCAGGGAUUGAGUUCAGCAAAAGAAUUAUUGCACAAAGGAGAUGUGAAGAAUGUGGAGGCUCAGGACUUGUUUUCAGAGGCAAGGAUUAUUUUAAAUGCCCUGAAUGUGGUAUGCCUUGUCAAUUGUGGAUUUCUUCCAUGGCAGUCAUGGAAAAGAUUCUUCACUGGUUGAAACUAAACGACUCCUUCCGAAUUUACAAGCCAAGUUCACACUUUCCUUCGUAGACUUGUGCUUCAAGGCAAUUAGUUGAAACCUUGAAAGCCAAGCAAGUAACAGUUUAUUCAAGAACAAUGUAAAAGUUUUUCCUGCAAAUAUAUACAGAUAUAUGGCAUGUGAUAGAUACUCAUGAAAUGUGCUUCAUUUUGAUAUUGUUUCUGUCAAGCAAGAGAAAAAUUACUGUCGCA
Molecule: messenger RNA, 719 nt
Organism: Hibiscus syriacus
Lineage: Eukaryota; Viridiplantae; Streptophyta; Magnoliopsida; Malvales; Malvaceae
Exons: 4
Coding region: 48-539 (163 amino acids)
Source: RefSeq, a predicted model, not a curated record